AAUGCGCAUGCUUCGUUACUAGACACAUGAAGUGACGCAGACGUCUCAAUCUCAACUAUUCGUUCUCCUCAACUCUAUCCAAACUUGCGUCAUGUGUUGCUGAUGGCUUUGUUAUUAAUUGAUCUGCUGGCGUUGUAUGAGAGAGUUGUGUGGUAGUUGGGGUUGUGAUUGCAAGGCGUGGGUCAUUUCGGUGGACAUGAGCAGCGCUCACGGAUCAUCCAGGAUGCGAGGCCACAGUUCACACAAUUUGGGCAGACAUCUCGCUCCAGAGAAACCCCAUGAACUAAUACCAGAUUAUUAUGCCGGCUCAACGGGCAUAUCCAAUUGGAAUGGAUUGCAACUAAGUGGCAGCGCUUGUAACAAGAGUACGAGCUUUUUGGAGAGUAGUCUGUCUUCGAACAUGUCGUCUGGCACAGUACCAGGAGGCAGAAGGAGUUUGUCUCAUUCACACUCGGGAUCUCAGGGGUGGACGUCCGGCACGGGCAGCGAACUGUCGUAUGAUGAUGUAACGGAAUUCGAUCGUCAAGCAUCAGCGAAAGUUAAACAGAUGUUUGACGACAUCAACAACGCUUUAUACGACCAAAGCACGUCCGCAGUCAAAGGCCAGAUGCCGAUCAGUUCCGAAUGUGCCGAAUGGCAGACGAGAUUUCUUCACCUCAGGGUUGUUGGGUCGCGUAUGGACUAUACAAGUGGACCAGACGACGAAUUCGAUAUGCUCUCAUUUAUGUGCCAUUACCCUCCUCCCCUAACUCGUAACGACUACAGCGAGACGUUGCUCGAGGAUGUGACCGCCGAGGAGUCGCACGGUCUAAUGUCUCCCAGUCUCUCUGAUGUAAAUAAACUGCAAAUUCAAGGAAAGAAAAUUAAACUAAAACAAUUACCUAAAACGGGAACCAUUGAAUGGAAUGCUUUGUAUGAAGAAGUGAUUGUUCAGGAUGGCAACUAUGAAGAAUAUAUUGUAUUUGAUAGCAGCGAAAUAGAAGCAACUCCAAAGAAAGAUCUAUCGUGUAGACAGCGAAGAUUCGGCUUGCCUCCCGUCACACCAAAUGCUUGUGUAAGAGACACGGCGGUCAGUCAGUUGUUUGAUCGCAGUUGGAGUGACAUCUUACUGACAUUGAGACCAUUACUGGAUUUGUACAAAAUGAAAGUUUUAGCUAAGGAGGACUUUGCUCCUGUGGAUAGUACACCGACGCCGACUCCGGAUGACGUGUUUUCUCAGACUGUACAGAGUGAUCACAUCACGGGUGGAUUCGGUCGAAUGCUGGCUGCAAAUUCAGUGUCGCAGCUACGGUUCAGGACUCUUUCAUAUGGCAACAACUCUCAGUCUAGCGGGAUGGUUGGUGAUGUAUCCGAUCUACACGAAGUCAUGACGAUUACACACGUUCCUCUGAGACAACGACAAUCGUCGGGACUCCAUCAGCUGGGAAGUAGAGAAGGCACGCCAUCUACAGCAGCACGGAGCCACGAGGCAACGGGAAGACUCACUCGACUCGGAACGGGUCAUUUGUUAUCCAGAGUGUCCGAUCAUCAGCUGCCGUCUACAAUGCGGUCUUUCAUUGUCAAACCCAAAAGGGUACAAAUGUUGAAACCAUUGGAGCGCUCAAGGACUCCUUUGUUGCUGGAUGACUUAGAGGUGUUGCGCGGUCACAGACUCCAAACAGGUCCAGAUCGACUCGGAACACCCUCAACACCCAUCUGGGGUGGUCGGAACCAUCCACUACCACCGAUUGAAAACACGUAUGGACGGAUAGAACAGAGUGAACAACCAUCUCCUCCUCAACGCAAGAGCAGUCCUAGAAGUCGAGUCAAGUUUUCUAAUCGAAUAUCGAGCGCGGCGGAAAUCAUAGAAAACAAUAGGAUUUUGAACCUGAAAUUUAUGAGUCACGACAGUCGCCCGAACACGACACAUGCGUCACCAUCUGAUUUUGAUGUGUCUAAAGCGAACACUCGUCGAUCUUCUACUCCACACAGCAAUGCAGUUCUAACGCCUCACAGCUCUCGACACGGGAUAACCACGAGUGGAUCGUCGCCUCAUAAGGGGUUAACGGGCAUGAGUCUGCAUCCUCAGAUGAGAGAGAACGCGUACAAUCGGUCGAUGGUAUCACAUCUCGGCGCAGCUGGUCUCGAUAUGUUGUUGACGGAAGAAGAUGACGAAACGGAUGUCGCCAGAAACUUGUGGCCACACCAUACUCAAGGACAGCAGAAUCACUUUUCCGGUGGACGGAAACAGAGGAGUACAUUGAGAUGAAGCGCUGCUUCGCGUAAGGAAUUUAUUGAUUGCCAGAGACUGGCAGGAGGUUAUACCACACACACUCUCAUACAUAGAAUGGAUCAACAUACAGUAGUAAGCAGAGACAUCUUUCUAUACAAGCGUAGGGUAAGAGAGAAGAACACGAGCGCGUGUAGAUUAUAAGGCUGUUGUAUAUGAACAAGGUUUUUCUCGUCGUA
Corticium candelabrum is the source of this 2448-nucleotide messenger RNA. RefSeq names its product protein FAM149B1-like. Lineage: Eukaryota; Metazoa; Porifera; Homoscleromorpha; Homosclerophorida; Plakinidae. The record is from RefSeq and is a predicted model, not a curated record. The transcript has 22 exons. Bases 137 to 2248 code for a protein of 703 amino acids.